This is a messenger RNA of Brassica oleracea var. oleracea, 1180 nucleotides long. RefSeq names its product short-chain dehydrogenase reductase 3c-like. NCBI's taxonomy places the organism in Eukaryota, Viridiplantae, Streptophyta, Magnoliopsida, Brassicales, Brassicaceae. Gene Ontology annotation, molecular function: oxidoreductase activity. The record is from RefSeq and is a predicted model, not a curated record. Bases 268 to 1053 code for a protein of 261 amino acids. The transcript is spliced from 2 exons.
UACUUUUGAAGACUAUAAACAUAAAAGUGUUUAUAAGUUGUUUGUUUGAUUAUAAGAAAAUAGUUGUAAUUUUCUUAUGAUUUUAUGUUAUUUUUAUAUUUGACAGAAUUUAAAGUAUAUACAGUAUGUGCAUUCAAAUUUUCUUUCUGAGUUAUUUUUAGCAAAUCUCGCAUUUUUAAAAGUAAAUUAAGAAAUUCAACUCUGCAACGUAUUGGCGAAUACAUACCCUCUCCACAUUAUACAUCCCUUGGAAUCCAUCCCUCAGCAAUGUCGGAACUAAGACUGGAUGGCAAGAUCGUAAUUAUAACAGGCGGAGCCAGCGGUAUCGGAGCCGAAGCGGCUAGGCUAUUCACCGACCAGGGAGCUAAAGUGGUCAUAGUCGAUAUACAAGAGGAGCUAGGCCGAAACGUCGCCGUUUCGAUCGGGAAAGAGAAAGCCACUUUCUACCGUUGCGACAUAACAGAGGAGACACAAGUGGAGAACGCCGUCAAGUUCACCGUCGAGAAGCACGGAAAGCUCGACGUUCUUUUCAGCAACGCCGGCAUAUUGGACCCGCGGGGAAGCAUCCUCGACUUGGAUCUUGACCGGUUCGACCGCAUCAUGGCGGUUAACGUUCGCGGCGCGGCUGCGUUUAUCAAACACGCGGCGCGUGUGAUGGUGGAGAAAGGUACGCGUGGGUCUAUCGUGUGUACGACGAGUGUCUCGUCGGAGAUUGGUGGCGGGAGACGCCACGGGUACACGGCGUCUAAACAUGGACUGCUCGGGCUGAUCAGAACGGCGUGUGGAGAGCUGGGGAAGUAUGGGAUUAGAGUCAACGGUGUCGCACCGUACGCGCUGGCGACGCCGUUGACUAGCCAUGACGAGGAAACGGCGAGGCAGGUGGAGGAAGAAUUUGCGGCCAAGGGGGUUCUCAAGGGUGUGGUGCUUAACGCUCGCCACGUGGCGCAAGUGGCUCUGUUUUUGGCUUCUGAUGAGUCGGUUUAUGUCAGUGGUCAAAAUUUGGCGGUGGAUGGAGGUUAUAGUAUGUGUCGUUCAGUCAAUGUUCAAAUUUAGAGAAACAAAGAUAAUAUAAUAAUUGAAUCAGUAAAAAAAAAAGGAUAAUAAUUGAAACGGGGUGCACCAAAGAAAAAUAUAAUAAUUGAAACGUGGAAACUCUUGUCAUUUUACUCUUUUUUUUUUG